This is a messenger RNA of Aspergillus ruber CBS 135680, 888 nucleotides long. RefSeq names its product 3-methyl-2-oxobutanoate hydroxymethyltransferase ECM31. Gene Ontology annotation, cellular component: mitochondrion. Bases 1 to 888 code for a protein of 295 amino acids. Gene Ontology annotation, biological process: pantothenate biosynthetic process. The record is from RefSeq and is a predicted model, not a curated record. Gene Ontology annotation, molecular function: magnesium ion binding; 3-methyl-2-oxobutanoate hydroxymethyltransferase activity. NCBI's taxonomy places the organism in Eukaryota, Fungi, Ascomycota, Eurotiomycetes, Eurotiales, Aspergillaceae. The transcript is spliced from 2 exons.
AUGAGCUCAACCCCCAGCAACCCGCGCAAAAAAGUAACCCUGCAAACCCUCCGCAACCUCUACAAGAAGAACGAGCCGAUCUCCGUGCUCACGGCGCAUGACUUUCCCAGUGGACAUAUCGCCGAGGUUGCGGGGGUAGAUAUCGUUCUUGUGGGGGAUAGUUUGGCGAUGGUUGCGUUGGGGAUGGAGGAUACGAGUGAGGUUGUGUUGGAGGAGAUGUUGUUGCAUUGUAAGAGUGUGUCGAGGGCAGCGAAGAGUGCAUUUACUGUUGGUGAUCUCCCAAUGGGCUCUUAUGAGAUUUCCCCCGAGCAGGCGCUGCAGUCUGCUAUCCGUGUUGUGAAAGAGGGUCGUGUGCAGGGAAUCAAGCUUGAAGGCGGGGAGGAUAUGGCUCCGACAAUCAAGCGCAUCACACAAGCUGGUAUCCCUGUCUUGGGUCACGUUGGCCUCACGCCUCAGCGUCAGAAUGCUCUCGGUGGAUUCCGGGUUCAAGGCAAAUCGACGGUCAGUGCGUUGAAAGUGCUGAAAGAUGCCAUUGCCGUGCAAGAAGCUGGUGCUUUUGGAAUGAUUGUCGAGGCGGUUCCUGCUGAGGUUGCGGCCAUUGUCACUAAGAAACUGAAAGUUCCAACGAUUGGUAUCGGUGCUGGGAAAGAAUGUUCGGGACAGGUUCUCGUUCAGAUUGACAUGACUGGCAACUUCCCACCGGGGAGGUUUCUUCCCAAGUUCGUCAAGACGUAUGCUGAUGUGUGGGGCGAGGCACUUAAGGGUAUUCAGCAGUACAAGGAGGAGGUCAAAAGUCGAGCGUUUCCGUCGCAGGAAUACACCUAUCCCAUUUCGCCGGAGGAACUUGCGGAGUUUGAAAAGGCCGUUGAUCAGGCUGGCUCCGAAUAA